Spea bombifrons (plains spadefoot toad) is the source of this 1315-nucleotide messenger RNA. RefSeq names its product pancreatic secretory granule membrane major glycoprotein GP2-like. The record is from RefSeq and is a predicted model, not a curated record. The coding region runs from base 1 to 1281 and encodes 426 amino acids. Gene Ontology annotation, cellular component: apical plasma membrane; cell surface. Gene Ontology annotation, biological process: neutrophil migration. NCBI's taxonomy places the organism in Eukaryota, Metazoa, Chordata, Amphibia, Anura, Pelobatidae. The transcript is spliced from 8 exons.
AUGCAGCAAAGUCUCAAGUGCUGGCUGCCGGUCCUUGUGUUGGCGAGUCUGCUGCCUCCUGUCACCUGCGGCUCGAGCAAUCCCCUGACAGACCACGAGGAGAACGUCCAGAGGUUUUAUUAUGACCCAUGGCUCACAACGGCGGAUGCGAAGGGUGUGGAGUCUGUGCUGGCUGAGGCCUGCACCGCUGAUGCGUGCAGGAAUGGCGGCAUCUGCAGGGUAGUCCAAGGAAAGGCGAAAUGUCACUGUGGACCGGGCUUCACUGGCCCCCGCUGUCAAGAGAUGAGCUUUCAUCUGGACUGUGAGGACCACAUGCAGCUGUGGAUACUGAAAAGCUCCCUCCAUUACAUCGGGGUGAACGUGUCUCUCCUGCACUUGCUCAAUCCACGAUGCAAAGUGGAGGAGACCUCCGAGCUGUACGCGUCCGCGACCCUGACACACGCUAACCAAACCUUCUGUGGAACCCGCGUACACGUAAACGGCUCUCACCUGGUCUACUCCAAUGAGAUAAGGACGGCGACAGGCUUGGUGAACAUGCAGCCAAUCACAGGGGGAGCUAUAUCCAGGAGCCCUGACAUAAGCAUCAAGUUCGCUUGCGUGUAUCCCUAUAACCGGGUCGUCUCCCUGCCGUUCCCGCUGCUGACCAGUGCCUCGUUGGUGACCUUCAUAGUCAAGGAGGGAGAGUUCAAUGUCACCAUGACCCUCUACCCCUCACCGGAGUUCUCAGAGCCCUACGACUGGGCCCCAACCAUCCCGGUUUCCCACAAGCUUUAUGUUCAGCUACAGAUCCAUGGGCAUGGAGUACAAAAGCCGUUCACCCUGGAGCUGGAGGAGUGCUGGGCCACCCCCGGAGCUAACCACAGCGACGCCACCCACCACCCAAUCAUUUCCAAUGGAUCUGGCACAGAUGUCACCGCGGAGAGAAUGACGUCUAAAGACAACACCCUGACCCGCUUCUCCCUGCAAAUGUUUUACUUCGUCAGCUACCCGGAGGUGUAUCUCCACUGCCGUGUUCGGCUCUGCCAGGCUAAUGGCACCAGCUGCGUGAAGCCUACUGCAAGCACCGAGCGGAAGCGGAGAGACUUGAUUGACCCCUACAGGAAAGUUGUCUCGUGUGGCCCUAUCAGACUGGCCAGAAGGAAGGUGGCGGGCGUCGGGAAACUGGACUCCGACGUCAGUCCGCUGGUGCUCCCGGGAGCCCUUGCCGCAGGCGCCAUGCUGCUUCUGCUCUGUCUGGUAGCGGUUGCUAAAGCCUUGAAGCGAAGAGGACUAAGACCAUGAAAUCCUUACACAAACCCCUCAAUAAAUACUCUAA